Messenger RNA from Silurus meridionalis, 1859 nucleotides. RefSeq names its product V-set and transmembrane domain containing 2B (gene vstm2b). Lineage: Eukaryota; Metazoa; Chordata; Actinopteri; Siluriformes; Siluridae. The transcript is spliced from 5 exons. The coding region runs from base 501 to 1175 and encodes 224 amino acids. The record is from RefSeq and is a predicted model, not a curated record.
ACUCGGAGCGCGCGCACUGAGACGAGUCCUGACGCGCGCACGUGGGAAGCGAGACUCCCGGAUCGGCGAAGCGGCGCGCGUGCGUGCGUGUGUGUUUGGCUAUUUACUGUCUGGAUCCGCACACGGAAUUCUGUGGUGUGUUGCACUGCUGUGUUUUGUUGUGUUGUAUUUGUGUUUGUGCGUGUGUGUGUGUGUGUAUGAGUGUGUGGAAAAGACAAGAGAUGGGCGGACAGAAAGUCUCGCGCAGCAGAGUGAGAUUCCUACCGGAUAUAAAGUACAUUGGGAAAUAACGGAGCCUCUCACGGGAAACACAGGAUUAUUCUCAGUGCGGAGCUUUACACCAGCAAGUGCACGCGCACAUAGUGGGUAUUUUUGGCCUUUCGUGAUUUUUGGUUUGAAUGAUCUCUGUCAGUGUGUGGGAUUUAAACCGGAAUGCAAAAGCGCGAGGAUCAAAACGAAUAAUCGGUAUGAGGAAGUAAAACAGCGGCGCGCCUGUUAACAUGGAGCUGCGGAGGCUUUACUGUCUCAUCCUCAACACACCGUUACUGCUGUACGGAGAGGCUGCCUUUACAGAAGUGCCCACAGAUGUGAGUGUGUGUGAGGGUGAGGACGUGGAGAUGCCGUGUGCUUUUCGUGCCGUUGGCGUGUCUCCAUUUGCUCUAGAGAUUCAGUGGUGGUACCUAAAGGAGGUGACUCCACGGGAUACACAUGACACACACCGAGCCAAGGUUGCUGCAAAAGACGCUACUAAGAUCAGUACGGUACGUGUGCAGGGAAAUGCCAUUACCCACAAGCUCAGCCUGUCGCAGGUGAGGAAGGAGGAUGAGGGUGUGUAUGAGUGUCGCGUGUCAGAUUUAUACUCGGAUGACACGCAGGACUUUAAAGUGCAGGCGACUCUUCGUGUAACCCCACGGGACAGCAUGCUUGCUGAGGAGGCUGUGUCUCAUAUCCAAAACCGCUGGACAUUAAAGAGUGCAGCACGAGCCACUAACGAACCGGAUCAGGGAAAAAACCAUGCAGUUCCUCCAUCAUCAUCGCUAUCAACCAUUACCACAGCCUCACCACACACAGCUAAUGCCUCCAACAGACAGCAGCACGAGACGGGUUCCGUUGCCAUGGUGACUGUGGAGCCGCUGAUGGGCAUCAUGCUGCUGAUCUUUUACACGUUCUUCUGAAUGAAAAUGACAUCAAACAAAAAACAAAUGGCAAUCCUUUAUCUAAUAAACACCAGGACAUCAAGAAACACACAAACACACAAAUAACUCAGAGCAGUUUACUGCUUUAGCACGCUAACCAUUAAAGAAAAGAGAUACUAAAAAUUUACUUUUCAGGAUUUAACUAGUUUGAUGAUAAUUGGACCAUAUGAGACGCAUGGAAAAAAAACCCACACAUGCGAGUCUAGGUGAAAUAGCACUCACAUCCAUGUCAAACAAAAACACAAACACUCAGAAUGAAUGCACCUCACACAUUAUUAAAUAAAUGAAUCCCCCUUAUAUUGUAAUUUAGAGUAUUUUUAUUGCCUUUUUUAUUUAUUGUUUUAUGAAUUACUUUUUGCUUAGUACAAUUCUACAAAGUGUUUCAAUGUUUAAUUUUUGCAUGAGCUGUUGAUCAGUUUCUCAUGGGUUCAUUCCUGUGUGUGUGUGUGUGUGUGUGUGUGUGUGUGUGUGUGUGUGUGUGAGUCUGUCUAUCUGUCUGAAUGCGUGUCUGUAAUUCUUUGUAUUUGUGUGUAUAUUUAAGUGUGUGUGUGUGUGUGCGCAUGCGUGCAAGCGUGCGUGUGUUUGUGUGUUUACCAGGUUUUAUUUUCACUCUGUAUAAAUUGUGCUAUUUUUUUAAAUAAUUAAAUGCACAUGUUCAUCGUU